UGUGAGUAAUUUUAAUGUGGUGAUGAAAGUAAUUGAAGAUCGAGUACAUAGUGAAAGAGAAAUUUGGCAAGAUUUCGGUCAGCGAUGUUAUCAGGUGUUUGAAAUUUUCGACAUUUUAUAGAUCUCCGCAUUAUUUAAUAAUUCGGGUUGACGAGAUGGCGGAAACUGAGGCUGUUCUCCACACAAAUGGUAUCGACACGAUAGCAGAAGAAGAUGAAUACAACAAAACACGCCCUGCUGACAUCGAGGCGGAUAUGAGAGAGAUGGAGCGUCGCAAACGAGUGGAGGCCAUAAUGAACUCUCGAUUAUUUCGCGAGGAGCUUGAACGUAUUGUAGAUGGUCAAAUGCGAGAAGGAGGAUCGUCCAAUAUAUUGCAACAAUUAUCAGAUAUCAUGGGAAUGCCAGCUGCUCGUAUUGGUAGCGUUUUCAAAAGUUCAAACUGUGUUGUACCGAUAAACGAUAUUCGUGGAGUUGAAGCGAUGGGAUAUGAGAAAGGUGAAAAAAUUCUGCGCUGCAAACUGGCUGCUGCUUUCAGACUAAUGGACUUGUACGGUUGGGCCCAGGGUAUUGGCAGUCACAUAACGGCUCGUUUAAAUGCUGAUCAGGAAUUAUUUCUGGUCAAUCCAUUUGGUGUUCUCAAUCAUGAAAUUACUGCUUCUUCGUUGAACAAAGUGAACAUGCAAGGACAAGUAGUGGAGCAAGGAACAACUAAUUUUGGCGUCAACACUAGUCAAUUCACGUUGCAUUCCGUAAUACACGCCGCAAGACCUGAUAUAAGAUGUGCAAUAUACGUCGGAUGUAAUUCAGUCGUGGCCAUUUCUGCUUUGAAGACAGGCUUAAUUCCACUCACUAAGGACAGUGCUCUGCUUGGUGAAAUAUCUGCUCACACAUACACUGGAGCUCUUUAUGAACCGGAAGAAAAGGAUAAAUUGUUGAGAAGUCUUGGGCCAGUAUCUAAAGUUUUAUUACUCUCAAAUCACGGUGCAAUUUGUUGUGGAGAAACUGUUGAGGAAGCAUUUUAUACAGUCACUCACAUUGUGGCCGCAUGUGAAGCACAAUUGAAACUACUGCCAGUUGGACUUGAUAAUCUUAUUGUAAUUCCUGAAGAGACUCGUAAAGCCAUAUACGACGCUUCGCGGAAGCCACCAGAAGGUGUUUCAACAAUUUCGGCGGAUAAUAAGGAGCGCUCGCAGGUACCCAAAUGGAGGGUAGGUGGGGCCGAUUUUGAAGCCCUAAUGCGAAUGCUGGACAACGCCGGUUUUAGAACAGGCUAUAUUUAUAGAAAUCCUUUAGUCAAACAUGAUCAUCCGAAACCGAAAAAUGACAUUGAAGUGCCCCCUGCAGUUUCUUCGUUGGGAUAUCUGAUAGAAGAAGAGGAGCUCUUCAAGCAAGGAAUAUGGAAGAAAGGCGACUUCCGCAAAGGAGGUGAUCGUUCCAGGUGGUUGAAUUCGCCGAACGUGUACCAGAGAGUCGAAGUUUUGGAAACGGGUACACCGGAUCCCAAAAAAAUUACAAAGUGGAUUGAUGCAAACAUUGAGGAGUGGGUAGCGGAAGCAUCACCAACGCAUUCAUCAACACCAGUCAAGAUUGAAGGCGCUUUACAGUUCGUUCCCCCCAAUACAAAUCCGAAAGAAUUCAAACGAAUUCAGCAGCAGAUUAAAGACUAUCGACGAGCUGAUAAGAUAUCUGCUGGACCACAGUCCCAUAUUCUGGAGGGUGUGUCUUGGGAUGAAGCGAACCGGCUGAAGGAUGCCAAUGUCUCCGCCACUGGAGAUCAUGUUGUUCUCAUGGGAGCAGCAUCGAAGGGUAUAAUCCAACGUGGAUAUCAACACAAUGCUACCGUUUACAAGGCGCCUUAUGCAAAAAAUCCAUUCGAUUCGGUUACUGACGAUGAGUUGAACGAGUACAAGAAAACUGUGGAGAAAAAGCGACAAGGUGACUACACUGACACAGACUUUUCCGAGUCUGAAGCCUUGAGCUCUUUGCAAAUUUCGGAGACAAAGGUUAAAAAUAAAUCAGUUUGUCCACCAAAUCCGUCUGACCCAGAAGACACAGCUACUGAACAUCAGGUGCUAAGAAUAGAAACCAAGCAAGUUCCAAAGCCUAGUCAACCAGAAGUUGUACUUAGCGAUGGUGAACAUGUGCAAAAUGGCGAUCAUUCAGAUACUCACAUGAGUACUUUUUCACACAGCAGCAAAGAGGACGUAUCUACAGAAGGUUCUCCUAAGAAGGAUAAAAAAAAGAAAAAGGGUUUACGGACACCAUCGUUUUUGAAAAAAAAGAAGGACAAGAAGCGAAUCGAGGCCUAAAUGAGCACUCAGUGACGAUUUUUAUUAGAGGUUAAUUAAAAUAUAUCUUUUUCUUGAAACAUACAAACACACACGAAAAAUAUGUUAGAAAGAACCCCUACACGCAUGUAAAGAAUUAAUUUCAUUACUAUUAUGUCAAAUUGAGAUAAAGCGAUAUUCCUAUUACAGCGAUAAUCACUUACAUAGGCGCGGGCACAACAAAACAUUUCCUGCAGCAGUUGUUUAUUUUAAUAGUACACGAAUCGAAGUUCAGUUGAAAAUUUACCAUAGAUAUAGAGUUUUGAGUUUUGGUUUCAAUUAAUGAACGUGGUGUUGUUCAUAACAUUAAGCUGAAUUUUAUUGAAAAUGACUACAAAUUGAAAAGUCGACCAGAGUGUUUCGCGGCGAAGUAAAAUGAUAAAAUUAGUAUGAUCUGCAAGAGCAAAAGGAAAAGUACACAAUGCCGGUAUUGUAACUGAUUAAGGUUGAAAUAAUUCAUGCAGCUGGUUGUCAACCGAAUGUUUUAUAUAAUUGUCAUUUUCGCUAAGCUUACGCGAGUCAUUUGAGAAAAUAAACCAUCGCUUGUUACCA
This is a messenger RNA of Topomyia yanbarensis, 2879 nucleotides long. It is a transcript of the gene hts, whose product is annotated as protein hu-li tai shao. The coding region runs from base 156 to 2309 and encodes 717 amino acids. Gene Ontology annotation, cellular component: plasma membrane; postsynaptic density; cytoskeleton. The transcript has 13 exons. Gene Ontology annotation, molecular function: actin filament binding. Lineage: Eukaryota; Metazoa; Arthropoda; Insecta; Diptera; Culicidae. The record is from RefSeq and is a predicted model, not a curated record.